This is a messenger RNA of Naegleria fowleri, 531 nucleotides long. RefSeq lists its product as uncharacterized. The record is from RefSeq and is a predicted model, not a curated record. Gene Ontology annotation, cellular component: EMC complex. Lineage: Eukaryota; Heterolobosea; Eutetramitea; Acrasida; Naegleriidae. Gene Ontology annotation, biological process: protein folding in endoplasmic reticulum. The transcript has 2 exons. Bases 1 to 531 code for a protein of 176 amino acids.
AUGCAAAGUAAAAAGGAUUGGAAAAUUACCUUGCUGCCAUCUCCUGCUUCGGAUGCACAAAAACCGUUCAAUUAUGUGAGCGGAGCUGAGUCUAUCACUUCUACCUCAUCAACUGCUAGCGCGUCAUCUUCAACAUUAUCGGAAAAGAAACAACAACAACUCGAUCUUAAACAAAAGAAAUGUUGGGAGUUUGCAACAAGCCCAUUCCGUAAUUUAUUUAUGAACGCUUUUCUGUUGUGGAUGAUCGGAAAUCAAAUUAAUAUUUUCCCUAUAAUAUUUACAGUGAUGGCUAUCAUCAAUCCAGUGAAAGCAAUUUUAGGUGUUGGACAAGCCUUCCAAACUUUUGACUCAGAAGAUGGAGGUAAAAUCAAUACACUCCUUCCAAAAGUUGUUUACAUUCUUCUUCAGUGUGUAGCUCUCGGAAUGUCAAUGGUGAAAUUAUAUUUCAUGGGAUUGUUGCCAAAUGAAUCGGAUUGGGCUCACACCACACCUCUUCAUCCUACGGAAUUUGUUGUAUCACUCAAUAAUUAA